This is a messenger RNA of Camponotus floridanus (Florida carpenter ant), 1172 nucleotides long. RefSeq names its product PDZ and LIM domain protein 3. Lineage: Eukaryota; Metazoa; Arthropoda; Insecta; Hymenoptera; Formicidae. Gene Ontology annotation, biological process: actin cytoskeleton organization; muscle structure development. The coding region runs from base 205 to 489 and encodes 94 amino acids. The transcript is spliced from 3 exons. Gene Ontology annotation, cellular component: stress fiber; filamentous actin; adherens junction. Gene Ontology annotation, molecular function: muscle alpha-actinin binding; actin binding. The record is from RefSeq and is a predicted model, not a curated record.
CGACGCGCCACGUAAAGGUUGAGGAAAAGUCAGUCAGCGAAUUUCGAUCGUCGCUCGAACUUGAAUCUAGACUAGAUACACUAGAAUCUAAAUACGAUUUUUAUUUCAAUUCGAGUAGCACGUGGAUCGUGUCGUGGUGAAUGAGUAAAAAAGAAACUGUGUGCCUGCUAUUCGAAAAGGUAAGACGAAUUUUGAUACUUCACCAUGGCGAUCGCUACAGACCUCAAAUUGUCGCGAAGAAACGGUCAACCGUGGGGUUUUCGACUCUCCGGAGGCGUGGACUUUACAUUUCCCUUAACCAUCGUCAGGGUAUCAAUCGGGGGUAUAGCUCAUACAGCUGGCCUGCAAGCGGGCGAUGUGAUUGUUAAAUUGAACGGGGAGCCAAUAAGUCAACUCACCCACGAGCAAGCCUAUGAUAAACUCGUCAGCCUCGGUAACGAUGUCGUUUUAUCCGUCAUACGGAGUUAUGAAAUUGCGCAAAAACAGUGACAAUAUCUUCCUAUUCAAGUUUAUUCCGUAGGAAUCUUGGAAUAAUAGUCUUCUGCAAAUGAAAAAGAAGCUGGUUCGCAUUCUAUUGCGAUGCGAGAAUUGUAAUAAGGAAUGGAAAUAAAAUUGUGAAGAAGAUUGUAAAGACCAAACGUUAAUUUUGAAGCGAGCAUAUCAUAUGCUUUGGCCCGAUCUGUCACGCGCAUCUGGCACGCAUCAAUCGAUCAAGGUCUAUUGCGAAACUGUGUCAACAAUAAGCCCGCACACGAUGAAACGCAAUCUGUUACUAUGAUUGAUGGGACGCUGCGGGACUGUAGGAAAUGUGAUGAAGGGUACGCCCAGGGAUGUUACAUAUGUUGACAUAAUUUAUUUUCAUUUUAUAUAUUAGAUAUUGUUCGUAGAAUAUAUAUAUAAUAUAUAUGACUCGCGCGCUAUCUAAUCGUUAUUAUCGUAACGAUAGAAGUGCGCCAUAUUUCACGAUAAUUUACACAAAAAAUAACUGUACAAUAGCUCGCUCUUGCAUUCUCCGUCGAGCAUACACCCAUGCUAUAGUUACGCACACACGAGAAAACUUUAUCACACUUAUAUUUUCGUCACUUCAUUCCACAUCGUUAUUUGUGGGGACGACGCAGAAUCAAGUACCGCUUGGAAUCAGAUAUACAUAUAUUAAAGUAAAAAAAAAAAAA